This is a messenger RNA of Scomber japonicus (chub mackerel), 1590 nucleotides long. RefSeq names its product cilia and flagella associated protein 100 (gene cfap100). The record is from RefSeq and is a predicted model, not a curated record. Lineage: Eukaryota; Metazoa; Chordata; Actinopteri; Scombriformes; Scombridae. The transcript has 11 exons.
AUGAAAAAGAGGAAGGAGACACGACAGGGUCCUUUCAAAGUGCCAGAUAGUAGUAGUAUCUUUCUACUGAGCAUAAAUGAAAAGGGAGACCGAAAAGAGGAUAUGCGUAAAUUCCUGGCUCUGCCAAUUGAUCAGAAGACGACGCACAAUGCCCGAAUAACGGCCAAACUGAGGAAAGAGCUUUCAGGACAGCUGGAGGUGGACGACGAGGAGGAGGAAAAUGAGAAGAUGAAGAGUCUUAAACAAACCAAGAGUAAGACAGCUCUCCCUAAACCAACACCUGAGAGACGUGAGCUGAAGAUGGCCAUGUUGAAACAAGAAAACAUUAUGAAAGACAGCAAACAUGACUUAAUCUCUAUGGAACGGCAGAAGGCAGUGUUGGAGUUAUCUCUGAUGACAAAGAGGUCUGAGAUUUUGAAGAUGGACAAGGCCAUGGCAAAAGAGGAGAGACUGCUGAAACAGCUCGAGAAGAGCAUUGAGAGAGACAACCUUUACUUCGAAGAGUUCCUCAAGGAGAACGAGAAAAAGUCUGUGGAGGCCAGAACAUUUUUUGAACAGGAAGCUAAGUCCAAACAGCAGAAGAAUACAGAGAUCAAGAAACUGACUGCCGAAAUAGGAACAAUAGAAAGUGAGCUUGCCAAUUUUGAAGAAAUCCUACAAGACUACAAGAGAUACAAGGAGCUUCUGUUCAAGUUGUCUCCUCCAGAGUGGCAGGAGGCCCAGAAGAACAAGGCUUGGCAAGCUAACGUCCUGUCUGAUGGAAAUGCUCCGACUCAGCAGAACAUAGAGCAUGAGGAGUCAGCCUGAAAAUCUAAAGAAUAUCAUUUAUGUGUGGUCCUCAUGGUGCCCUUUAUCUCCCCCCCUUAUGUCACCUCUCUGCAGGAUGAGCCAGAGCUGUACUUUACUGAUCCCCAGCAGCUUCUAGAUCUGGUGACGGAGCUGACGGAGCAGAACCUGUCCCUGAUUCAGAACUCCACGAGGGUGGAACAGACGCUUGAGGAGCUCCGACAGUCCAUGGAGACAACCCGGAGGAAGAUUGAAAAGGAUGACGAGAAGCUAACACUGCAGAUAAACGACGUAAACCAGAGGAUCGACAAGGAGAAGGCGAGAGCCGCCAAGCUCGAGCAGAGAGUUCAGCUCCAUGUCUCCUUGAACACAGAAGACCAGGACGUUAUGCUGGAUGCUCUUGGUGACAAGGUGUCAGAGGUGCAUCGCUGUUGUGUGGAUGACAGGGUGACCAACCUCAGCACCUUGGAGAAGUUGGCCAGUAUUGAGAGACAUAUGUCUCUGCUGCUGCAAAACCUCGAGAACAUCCCUGAAGAAAGCUUGGACAUGAUGAAGAAGAUCAAGGACAGCGAGAGGAGGAGCAGGCAGCGUGAAGAAAAGCUGAGAGAGCAGAGAGAGAAACAGAAAGAAAGGAUGAAGAGGUACUUGGAGAGAUCCAUGGCUGAUUCCAAGAAGACAAGUGGAAGAAAGCUCAUGCCCAGAUGUAUCCCUGUUGCUCAGAAGGUCAGAAUCAACAAUGUGGACAACAUUCCUGCCGAGGAUGAGAUCCAUGCCUACCUUUUCACCUCUGAGGACAUAGAUUAA